UUUCUCUCUCAAAUCUCUGUUUCUCUUCAAUGGCGACGAAACUCAUAAUCAAGAAAUCAACAAAAUCAAUCAACCGUCACCAACGAAACUACCUUCUCCGUCACCGGAAAACCCAAAUCGGAUGCACACCAUCUCCGGCGACGACCACCGUAAUCGCCUCCAUCAACAAAUCGAUCUACAAAUGUCACCGAAGCAUCCUCUGCUUAUUUUCCCGCCUCGAAUACCGUCCCAGAACCAAAGGAUUCAAAAUCCUCAAAACCCGAUCCGAUUCCGAUUCCAUUUCCAAACCGGCCGGUUAUCGAGCUCCGUACUCGCUAAUCCACGACAGAUCCGGUAAAUCAUUCGACGAGACGAAGAAGACGAUCGUUCUAGAUCUAGACGAGACGCUUAUCCACUCGCAAUUGGAGAAACCCGAUGUACCGUACGAUUUCGUCGUGAGGCCCAGAAUCGACGGUCAGAUCUUAACCUUCUUCGUGAUCAAACGGCCAGGAGUCGACGAUUUCUUGAAGAAGAUCGGAGAAAAGUACCAGAUCGUCGUUUUCACGGCGGGUUUGAGAGAAUACGCAUCGCUCGUGCUCGAUAAAUUGGAUCCGGAGCGGCGCGUGAUAUCGCGAAGCUUUUACAGAGACGCGUGUAGCGAGAUCGAUGGGAGGUUAGUGAAGGAUUUAGGGUUUGUGACGAAGGAUUUGAGGCGCGUGGUGAUUGUUGACGAUAAUCCAAACGCUUACGCGCUUCAACCGGAGAACGCGUUUCCGAUUAAACCGUUUUCUGAUGAUUUGAAUGAUAUUGAGCUGAAGAAGCUUGGUGCGUUUUUGAAUGGUGAUUGUGAUAAGUUUGAAGAUAUGAGAGUUGCUUUGAAAGAGUUCGUUGGAAAAGAUGAAUGAUUUUUUUUUUGGGGGGUUAAUUUAUGAGUUUUGAUUAGUUGAUUUUGAUUAUAUUUUGUAUUAGAGGAUUGAUU
This is a messenger RNA of Eutrema salsugineum, 958 nucleotides long. Its product is annotated as CTD nuclear envelope phosphatase 1. Gene Ontology annotation, molecular function: phosphoprotein phosphatase activity. The coding region runs from base 30 to 884 and encodes 284 amino acids. NCBI's taxonomy places the organism in Eukaryota, Viridiplantae, Streptophyta, Magnoliopsida, Brassicales, Brassicaceae. The transcript has a single exon. The record is from RefSeq and is a predicted model, not a curated record.